UGGAUCUAUACGUCUAUAAAUCCAUUCCCCCAUACACCUUCACGGCCUUGUGCACAAUUAGUUAAACACAGGGAUAGUUUAUUGAUCUCUGUGGCAUAAUCUGUGCCUGGUAGUGGUGUUGUCGGAUUAUUUGGUGCGAAUGUAUUGUUAUUAUUGCACUGUGGUGUAAUGUAAUGGACUGUUUUUGGUGUGAAGUGUUGUUUAAAGAAAUAUUUCAUAUGCGCAGCGACAAAGUUUCAAAAUGGGAAAGAAAAAUAAAUCCACAGCUAACCUCGGUAGAUCCUUAAUCAAAGAUCGGUUUGGAUCAGCGGGUAGAACGAGGAGAAAUAAGGACCCAUCAUUGCUUCAUACAGCAGAUGUAGAUGAUGGUUACGAAUGGGGACGUCUUAACCUUCAGUCGGUGACAGAAGAGAGUUCGUUUCAGGCAUUCCUGUCCACGGCUGAAUUAGCUGGAACAGAAUUUCAGGCCGAGAAACUGAACAUCACAUUUGUGAACCCAAUGAGUGGAGUUGGUUUGCUGUCAGGCGAGGAUAAAGAGAAAGUGAAGGGAGCACAAGACAAGAACAAACAGUUGCUAGGGAUACCCAGAAGGCCAAAAUGGGACAUUAACACCACUGCUGAACAGUUGCAAGCAGCUGAACGGGAUGAGUUUCUAGAAUGGCGGCGACGUCUAGCCAAACUGCAAGAAGUGGAGGGUAUUCUUCUGACACCAUAUGAGAAGAACCUUGAGUUCUGGAGACAGCUAUGGAGGGUUGUUGAGAGAAGUGACGUGGUGGUGCAGAUAGUGGAUGCCAGGAACCCCCUGCUGUUUCGCUGUGAGGACCUGGAGACGUACGUGAAAGAAGUGAGUCCUGAUAAAUUGAACCUGAUCCUGAUCAACAAGGCUGACUUCUUGACGCAGUCGCAACGCCGAGCAUGGGCAGAGUACUUCUCAGGGCUCAAUGUGAAAGCUGCCUUUUUCUCUGCCACAUUAGCAGCAGAGACAGGCAAGAGUGAGGGUGAUGAUGAAACAGAUGAUGGUGUGUCGCCACACCAGGAUGUGGCUGAAUAUCCAGAGAGUGAAGAGGAAGGAAAGUUGGAAGAGCAGUCUCAGUUCACUGAUACUGAUGUGACUGAAAGUUGUACCGAGAUGUCUGCUGAUUCUGAAACAGUUGCUGUUACGAGCACAGGGGAGUUUACAAACUCUGACAUACUUCUAACUCGAGAAGAAUUGGUGACAGUCUUCAAGUCUUUUCACAAAGGUCCUAAGGUGACAGCUGGUGUCACCACUAUUGGGAUGGUUGGUUACCCCAAUGUUGGCAAGAGUUCCACCAUUAAUGCACUCCUCACUUACAAGAAAGUCUCUGUGUCGUCCACCCCAGGGAAGACAAAACAUUUUCAGACGCUGUUCCUGGAACCUAACCUCAUGUUGUGCGACUGCCCCGGCCUUGUAAUGCCGAGCUUCAUGUUCACGAAAGCAGAGAUGGUUGUGAAUGGGAUACUUCCGAUUGAUCAGAUGCGGGACCAUGUUCCACCUGUGACGUUGAUCGCUAGUCUUAUACCUCGUCAUGUACUCGAGCAUACCUAUGGGAUAAUGCUGCCUCCACCAGCAGAAGGAGAAGACCCCACUCGACCUCCAACGGCAGAGGAGCUAUUAAAUGCUUAUGGAUACAACCGUGGGUUCAUGACACAGAAUGGACAACCAGACAAUCCUCGGGCAGCCCGUUACAUUCUGAAGGACUUUGUGAAGGGCAAGUUGCUUUACUGCCAUGCCCCAUCCACUAAUGACCAGUCACAAUAUCACACAUUCCCAGAGAGGCAAAAGCAAUCGAAGGCAGCCAUUUUGCCUCCUUUGGCUGUUCGUCUGCUUAAGUCAAACAAAUUGUCCACAGAGGAUCUGGACAGACAGUUCUUCCAGAAGAUGUCAGUUGGAGUGCACAAGAAGGGAACCCAGAGCAGCUCGGACAACAGUGAUGCCAGUGAAAACACAAAACCAUGGAAAGAUCACAGAAACAAGAGGAACAAGCGUGAGAAGCUGCGCAGGGUGUACGCUUACUUGGACCAGUGACACGAAGCCUGGCAAGGUGCACAGACAUGCAUCUCUUUCAGAGAAACUACUGGCUUCUUGUAAAUAAGACACCUCAAAAUAAAAUGUGUAGUCACUGAUAAGUUGGAUAAUGAAAUGUUGCCAGAUAAUAAAAUCUUGUUACUUUGUGCCA
This is a messenger RNA of Cryptotermes secundus, 2198 nucleotides long. It is a transcript of the gene Ns3, whose product is annotated as large subunit GTPase 1 homolog. Lineage: Eukaryota; Metazoa; Arthropoda; Insecta; Blattodea; Kalotermitidae. Gene Ontology annotation, molecular function: GTPase activity; GTP binding. Gene Ontology annotation, biological process: ribosomal subunit export from nucleus. The record is from RefSeq and is a predicted model, not a curated record. The transcript has 9 exons. Gene Ontology annotation, cellular component: cytosol. The coding region runs from base 242 to 2047 and encodes 601 amino acids.